GCUGUCACCCCGCGCUUCAAGCAGGAGACAACAACCGUUUAAAAUAAUGAUAUAGAAAACACUCCUGACUUUGGCCCAUGACUACUGACAUUCCUCCAUUUAAGGACUCUUUUCUUAUUAUACGAACUCUGAUAUUAAAUGUUGUUGACAAAUACUAUAGGGGAGAGUGGGGUAAGUUCAGCCAAAAGGUAAGUUGAGCCACCUCCUGUUGCUUGGAAAUGGUAAAAGAAAUUGAUCAUGUGAGCAAAUAUGAAGGAGAUGGGCAUCAAUUCAUGGAGUCUGUGAAGGUUAGAAGCACAUGGGUGAAGGGGUUAGACAUUUAUUUAAAAAAAAAAAAACAUUUUUCACUCUUGAAAGUGAAUUUAGUCUGUCUAAAGUUUAACUAGAAUUGUGUUCAGACCAAAAAAGAUCAUUUUAAAUUUGUUUUAUGCAUCAAUUGAGCUACGACAUGAGGUCAGAAACCUAGCAUAAAAGUCCAACAUUUUAGCUUAGAGGACUAAUAAAGUCACAAUAGUAGUUCUGGGGUAAGUUGAGCCAGAAGUUUAACUGAGAAAGUAAAGAAGUCUGAUGAGAGGAUCAGAGUUUCAGUUCAGAUUGUUGAAAUGUGUUACUUUUUCUUUUCUAAAAUACAGCUGUGAAUGUUCUGAAUCACUUAAAGACAUUCUCAUGUUGAAAUGACUUUUUACAAAACAGCUUUUUAGCAGUUAUAUGCAAUAAUAAUAAAAAUAAUUAUUGUACCAAUUGAAUAGCGUAUAAUAGAUAAAAAUACACAUGAAUGUGAAGAACUGACUGUUAUUUAGGGAGAGAGAAGGUGAGGGAAUGGUGGGGGGUCAGCAGGGAUACGACUUAACUUACCCUGCUUCUAUGGUCAACUUACCCCAUACACGGGGUAAGUUGACCAUAGGUUACCACUUUUUUUUGGCAUGCUAUAUUAUCAAGACAGUUGUAUUUAUACAUAUUCUGUUGGUUUGCAGGGAUGAACAACAUCUUGAAAUAUAUGCAGAUUCACUAGUUAGAGACAAAACUAUGAUUGUCUUGAUGUAGUGAUCCAAAAUAUGAAAAAUGGCUCAUCUUACCCCACGCUCCCCUAGCCUAAAUACAAACCUUGCUGAAAGAGUCUGCAACCUACAUGUGACAUUUUGGAAAAAAAGAUAAUGUGAUAGAUGGCAUCAUUGGGCUUUUUUUUAUAUGAAACAGAAUCUAAUCUAACAAAAAAAUAUAUAAUAAACUCCUCUGUAUCUGGAAUAAGUAGUGUUUGCUUUGGAUCAACACCUUUUGUUUCCUGGAUUAAAAAUAAAGCCACAAUUAUUGAAUGAUCUAGAGAGUUUAAACAAUUAAUUACCACUUGCACAGAAAUUAAUAUUGCGUUCUUUGAUUAAAAACUCCCCGCACAAUCUCGCUGUGGUUUCUCGCUGCGGUCAUGUGUCCACUGCCCCACCUCUGGAAUAACUGCUGUUGUGCCAAGCUUGAUAUUAAUAACUCUGAAGCCCUCUGCAUAUCUUUUAUCAGCCCACCCAGCUUUGGCUCUUUGUCCUCUGUUUUGUUCCCAGCACUGGUGCAGCACUAUGUUAGUAGGGUGUUGUUCCUAAUGUCCUCUGAGGUUAGCCCAAUAGCUGCUCAUUAACAGCUUCUUAAUAAUAUGUAGUGACAUCUGUGACACCAGAAUGGGCCGAGGUGAGGGUGGAGGAUGAAUUAAGAAUUUGACACCACUGGUUUAGAACUUGCGUUUGUAUCUUGUCAAGGAUAAUAAACAGAGCUUUUGAGAUUUGCUGUAGCUCAUAUUGUUAUCACAAGCACUCCUAAUAACUGAAUGAAUAAAGAUAAAACAAUACGAUGAAAACAAAUCCAAGCAUCAUUUUCCUUUUUUCCCUUAAAGAUGAUCUUAAUCCUUGAAUUAAAAUGUGACAGCCCACACAGAUACAUGGCUAUCUUAGUCCUCAUUCAGGAACUGCUGGGCACGCUCUUUUUCUAUUUGUAUUUUAUCAUCCCCUCCACCUGCCGCAGACUGUAUUGCACCCAGUAUGCAGCUCAACCUCAGUUUGGUCACUUGCCAGAACCAAGCACAAUGAAUUAUAAAUGAGGAACACUUGCAGCGAUGAGUAAUGCUGCUUCAGUGCACAUACCCUUGGUAAGGGACUGGGGGGGUAGACGAGAGGCAGAGAUAUUAAAAGUUUACGUAAUAUGACAGUCCAGGGAAGGUUAAAAAAAGAAAAGAAAUGUGUAGCUGUGCAGAUAUGGGAAAAGAGCAGAACUGCUGAUUGUACUUCUGGGAACAGUAACCCUUCUCUCUGACAAUAAGACCCAGUAGGAUUGUGAAACAGUGUCUCAUAUUUUCUGCGCUAUCACACACUGAAACGUCCAUUUUCUCCCUUUCAGACGAAACAACUGCAGAUCUGACACACAAUGCCCCGACUGACUAAAAGACUGGCUUCCUCUCUACAAAUUCUUCUUUGUUUCCAGAGACACUGGCAGACAGAAAUAGACUCCUGGGUGUCUGCUGCCAUAAAUCGCUGCUGUCUGCCAACCAGCCAGCCCGAGAGCCCUCCUGGCACCCACCUCCCCUCCAUUCCCCCUUCCUCUCAUCUCCCUCUAAUGGAUCCAUAUAUUCUCACGUCAAGCUGUGGAUACUGAUCUGUGCUUGUCAAUACGCUUUCUCUUGUUAAUUUUCUGCUUGGAUGUAUGUCCUUCUUGCUCUAUUUGUUUGACUGAGAAUGCUGUCAAACAAAUGUUUCUCUCUGUCCCUAUCUCUGUCUUCCCCUUUCCCCUUCUUUGUGUUGUGGUCAUGUCCUCCCUUUUGUCCCUCCCUCUCACUCCCUCCAUCACUUUUUCAGCACUUUCUGAGGAGACUUUUUGAUUUCUGUUGUGUCUAAUCUUGCAGAAGUGGAAUGUACCAAAACCACAUCAAAGACACCAACAACAACUGCAAUAAAACUCUCCUCUCUGAAUACAAGGUAAGCUCCGUCUUAUAUACUCUCCACCUGCUGCUUUAUUCAUAAAGGUAUAUCUCUAUAGAUUUAAAAUCCAGAUUAUACAGAAAAAGAUCUGGUGUUGCAGGAGAUUAAAUCAAGUCUAUGUCUAUUUUUCCUCAGAUUCUGUGUCUCCUGUGUGUGUGUUACAGGAAAAGCUUAUCCAAUCUAUUAAAAGAAUCAAGCAUGAGGUAGAUGAGUGCAGAGAAGCGGAGAGAGAGACGUACAUAGAGUCUCUGGAAGUAGAGGUAUUGUUGCUGCAUUAUUAAUCCUUGUCUUUUUCUGAAAUUUAUUCCUUUCAUUCACCACAACCUCAGGAUUCAAAACAUUUCUGCUAAAGCUAGUUAUCGUCUGUAUUGUUGAAUUCACAAAGUAAAUUUUCCGUCACUGAUAUUUGUCCAUCUUUACACUAGAACAGUUUUGAUGCCCUGGAACGAGAAAUCAGAGCUGAGUUUCAGAACCUCCACCGUUUCCUGGAUGAGGAGGAGAGCAGGGACCUGGAGCGACUGAACAGAGAGAAACAAAAACAACUAAAACAGCUGAAGGAGAGAGAGAAGAAGAUAGUGGCACAAGGAAGAGACCUGGAUAAUGCGAUCACGGUGCUGAAUGGGAAAUUAGCGGAGGAGGACAGCCCCAAACUGCUAAAAGUAAGGGAGAAUUUUCUCUCAGGAAAAACAUUACUGAAGUUGAGUAUUCUGUUGUUAAGCAAAGCUAGGGUGUUGAUAGGGAUGUUACACAUUUAGAAGGUGAGGUAAUUUGAGAGUGGAAAUAAAAGAGGAGUGGGAAAAGUAUUUGGACGCCUUCCAUCAACGAUCUGGAAACUUCUUCGCACAACAGCAAAGCCAUGCCAGAGUUUAUGUGGGGUCAAUAGAGUUCUCUAAAAGUUACUGAUCUUACCUGUGAAGCUUCAAAAUAAACAACUUGAAAUGACCCUUUAAUUUGAACUCAUUACACCCAACAAUAGGAAUAAAAUGACUCUGCAGCUCCACAUCAGAAGGAUCCAAACCCAGAGCCGCAGUGCAAACCCUGUACACACAACUCCUUCCCUCCUCGUCUUUGGCACUUAUUUGAUCAAUUAGAGACAUUGAUUGGCUGAACAGUUGACUCCCCUUGUUUUGCUGGUCUAAAUCAAUUUCUCAUUUAAAAAGUGAAAGGACAAAAGCAGCCAGGCAUUAGUCAGCAAAUAGGAAUGGGCAGCAUGAGACGGUCGGACUCACAUGACUGCUUGUACAAACAUUUUAAGAGCUGUGCUGUACUGUUCAAAACAAUUCCAGCCAUCUCUUGUAAAUCUUUUCUCUCAUUGCAGGAAAUUCAAGAUCUUGUAAAGAGGCAAGAUUUCUUUCAGUUUCUUUCCACCCUCCACAGUUUUCUUCACAUCUUAUUAGUCUUGUGUGUUGACGCACUUUGAAAGUCUCACAUCAAUCUGUUUGCAUAAUUCUCACUUCAGUCUAACAGAAGACUCACUCGCUCCCGUUCAUUAUUCUGUCUGUCCCUCUUUCCAUUUCGUCCAAGCAGGUCUCAGGUCAGCUUCACUCCCCCAGCAGAGGUGGACACUGAGGUGCGCUCUGGUCAGUUUGUGGGGCCGAUACAGUACAGGAUAUGGAAGCACAUGAAGAGCUGCCUUUACCCGAGUAAGAUCAUACAUUUCCCAUCUUCGAUAACACCCCAUGCAAAGAAUAAAAACUAACCUUACUUCAACUCUGAUUGUCUACAGACAUUACUUCAGCGACCUUUGACCCUGACACGGCCCACCCAAAUCUGUCCCUGUCACAGUCCUGCAACUCAGUCUGGUUUGACGAGGAUAAAGACACUAAGGACUGUGAUGACAACCCUCGGCGGUUCCACUAUUAUUACUGCGUACUGGGCCAUCAGGGCUUCACCACAGGCCGACACUACUGGGAGGUGGAAGUGGCUCACAAGACGGCAUGGAGGUUGGGUGUGGCGAGAGAGGACGUAGAAAGAGGGGAGAUGGAUGCUACGGGGACCACCAGUGGCCUGUGGACCCUGGCCUUAAAGGGCGGAUCUGUCUUCGCCUGCACAGACCCAAAACCUACAAAGGUCCCUGUGUCUGUGCGACUGGUCCGCAUCGGUGUGUUUUUAGACUGUGAGAAGGAGGAAGUGUCUUUCUAUAAUGCUGUUACCAUGGCGCCAAUCUACACCUUCACUAUGGAGACUGUCAUGGUUCCUCUGUUCCCUUUCUAUAACCCCUGCGACGCAGAUGAUGGGAAGAAUGUGGCAGCACUGAAGAUCUUCAACCCGUCACUAUAAUCAGGGAUUGUUUUUAAGCAAAAAAAAAGGAAAUUGUUGAGUUGUUAAAAAAUAAAAAGUUAUUCAGCUCUUCAGAAAAGAAAAGUUUCACUUUAUUCUUCCACAAAAUAGUAGAUGACAUAAGACAUCAGACAAACGAAUUUCCCUUUUGGAGUUCAAUAAAGCUCUUAUAUUGUGUUGUAUUUGAAAGAGAAUAACUGACAAUUACUUAAAUAGUGAAAUCAAACAUUGGUCUCAGGUACUUUUCAAGCAAAUGUGCAUUUUCUUUUGUGCCACUGGAAAUAAACAGAGUCCUUCAGAUUUUGGAGUAAAGUUUUUUUUUUUCAGUGAAAACAAUCCCACUUGAAUACCUAACCUAAAAUUUGCGGUUCAUUUUUCACUGUUUUCUCAGAUUUUAUAUUCAUAGUGGCACAUGGCCAAUUUGUAGGAUGCUGUUGACCACUUUUUUAAACUUGGCGCUGCUGUUAAAGGUCCUGUGAGGAACUUCGAGGUUGUGUUGAUUUUAGCAUCCCGUAAACAAAGCAGCGCCUCUUAUUCUUAGUUAAUAUUAUCCUGUAACUUCGACACCUGUGUUAUCUGAAUAAAAAGAAUAUCUCCCAGCUUUCUUUCAUCACUCAAAUCUUUCACUCACUGUGAAUAUUAUAUGUAAAACAUACUUUUUCAGUGCCUGACACUCACCCUGUGGCAUCAUUCGGACUGAACGCAUUCUUAGUUUACAAAAUAACAAAAGUUGAGAGUUGUUGCUGAUGGUCAUGCUUGCUUUUGGAGGUUAUAAAGAGACAUAAACAUUCAAGCGUAACACAGCAGUGGUUCCAAACACAAUUCUUUCUCCGUUUACUGAGAUAACUUGGAAGCUUUGCAGUUAGUAAAAGCUUUAUAUAAAUACUGAUCUCAUUUUGUUGUAUUUAUAGGUGAUUUUAGGGAAACAAAGAACCAGGAAGGUUAUUAUCUGCAGCCAGCUGGGAGCUUCAGGGUCCAGCAGGUGUCAACAACAUUAUGCAGUUACCUUUAGCCUGUUUAAAAAUAUCUCUGUUGUGCCUGCUCUGCGACAAUGUGCCCUGGCGAAUUUAUGGCAUCUCAAAAUGAAGCAGUUGAAUUAGUGGCACGCAGAUCCCGAGGGGCGAGAAAGUGGCGCGUGACACCCUGAAUGAAUGACGGCUGACAUUGAGUGAGAGGCUUGGCUGAGAUCAAACAGGCAGCCCAGAUACAAAAAGAAGAAAAGACAAGGACAACAGGACAGCAAAUGUCAUAAUAGCUUGUUUAUUCUUAGUAUUCCUUUAGACAUGUAAUAAAGAAACAAACUUUUUUUCUGUACAAAACAUCAGUGUGAAGUUGUGCAAAAAGGGAGUAGAGAGAGAACAGGUGGGACAUCACACCACACCAAGGCCAGGACAGGAGACGUAAACAGAGAGACCAGGGCAGAGACUUCUCACAUAGUGCAAGAAGUGCCAGUGCUAAGUAAGGUAGUGGUUUCUGUGAGUGGGUUUUCAGAGGUGGAAGUAAAAUUAGAAACCCUCUGGCACAAGUUGGAUGUCAUAACUUUAAUCCCCACUAGACUGCACCGUCCUUGAGAUGCUGGUAAACCAACAGUCACACUGUCUGCCUCCUUCUCAUCCAUUUUUCCUCUGAAUGGCCUGGAAUUACAAUCACUUACAAUAUACAGUAGUGGUGGUGCAUGGAAAUGCUGUUUUAGCAGUCCCGCAACAUAAGCCUGAGGGUUACCCACACAGAGCUCCCCAUUCAUCUGCUGCUUUCAAGAAUUCACUCACGUACUCCAAACUGUGCAACGAUGAUCAAUGAAAUGGAAAACACCCUCACCUACACACAGAGCAAACUCAGCUCUCCUCAGAGUUGCAUCGCUUUCAUAGAAUACGUUACAUAUCUCCAACACAUAAGCAUUUCAUAGGCCUGUCAGUGGUUUAACUAGGAUUGGUCGUGUGCAAACAAGUUUUUUUUACAUCACUGAAUACUGUAAAUAUCAAGUAAAAGGUGCCAAAAGGAGUGCCGGAUACUGACAGAGUACAGGCCAACUAUCCAAAAACAGGGUUUAGGCACUGAACAGAUAGACAAAAAUCACUCCAAAAUCUCAAAGUUACAAUAUCUUAUACAAUAUGUUGUGGCUUUAAACACAUUCACACUCAUGACAUGAACACAGCACUUGUUUGCUUUACAUUGCAGGACGAGUUAAGCAGGCACAUGAAUACCUUACUCACAACAGACAGAGUAGCACAUGUAAAGAAUAGUUGUUUUUGUCUAUGCAUAGACGCAGCUCACACCUACACGCAUAAAUCACAGUCUUGGAUCAUUCACGCUCAUUUCUACAUGCACAGUGACACAGAAACUUUAAACGCACAAUGAUGGCAACAGUUCGACAUCACUCCUCCGCUCAUACAAACACACACAGAGCUUUAGGGUGAUCAAAGCUUGUUUUUCAGGACAUGUCAUGAGCAUGCUUUAAGUGACAUAGGUUAACAUUUUAAUACAACAUGUAAAUACUGUGAGAGAAGCCUUAUGCUGUGAGUAUCAUCAGGUUUGAAUGGCAAUAACAGCAGAAAAUUGAUCUAACAAGAUCUAAUCUGGAUGGAUUUUUACAAUAUUUGGUUUUAAAGUAGUUCAAGAUGUUAGUGAGUAUUAGUGUUUAUAGCAUAUAAUAUAUGUCUGUAUAUAUACUGAAUGUAAUAUACUUUGCAUUUAAGGUUGGUGAGAAAUUUAGUUUUUUUUACUUUGUUUUUACGGUAUAAUAUAACCACCAUUCUGUACACUAAAAACAUUCAGCCUUCAAAGGGUUAAACUGGCGUAUACAUGCAAUAUUUACAAGGCUGAAAUAUGAGUGUGUGUCUGAUUUGUGUGUCUCUGUGUUUGGAUUGUAUGAGCAAUGACAGGUUUUUAGUAUUGUCAAAACAGACUCAUAGGUCCAGACAACAAAUGAGGCGUACUGUUUUUAUUUUACAUUUGAAAGUCUUCAAAAAGGUGUAACACAUUUGACUGAUACUGUUUUCUUCUCAACAGUGAGGCCACAUGAUUUGAGUUCAUUUUUUGGUUGGUUUUAGUUUAUUUAUAUCAAUUGAUCAUAUUACAUUUGACAUCUAAACCUACCUAUUCAUAUGGCUUUGAAAAAGCUGACAUAUCACCUGAUUUGAACCUACAUGUAAGAAAAUCUAAUCGUAAAGAGAGAUACCAACACAGGCCAGUUGGUUGCAGAUGGAUCUACUAACAUUUUUCUAACAUUUCACUGAUUGUUUGACUGAAUUUUUCAUGGCUGCAAUUUGUGCUUCUCUCAAUAAACCCAAAUGCUUUUUGUUGACUUCAGUGCACCACAGUGGACUAUCAUUGGUUUUCCUGCCAGUCAGUCAGAGUAUGAGGUAGAGACAUGCAAUUUUAACACUAAAUUUUAUCUGCACACCUCCUCUGCACCAAAUAAGAUCCAAUUCAGAUUCACUAUCAAACAAUUUCGAACCCACUUGGCAUUGAUCAAGGCCUCGCAAAAGGGUUUUGGGGCAACUGACAAGACUGUUCAUGCUUUUUACAAAUUUCAGGGGGUGGUGCUGUCUUUCUUUGAUUGGUCGUCCCACUUUAGAGGCCAGAUUUAUGCUUAUAUGGCAAUCUUAUACAUAGAACUACUAUUCGAGUUUGGCCACCUCAGUCAAAAAACUCUGCACCCAGAAUCCAAUAUUUCAGAGAAAACGAGCAGCUUAGAUAUGAAAUGAAUAAAUUGGGAUUUCAGGAUUCCUUGGAGAAUGGGGGACAGAAACUAUGGGUACGAUCAAAUGGACAAAAACAACGAGCGUCUUGUAACUACUUAAGCUCUUCAGAUACUUUUCUUUCAGUAUAUGACCCGUUUAAAAGCAUAACACACGGGGGCACAAUGGUGGUCCCAUUAAGUGCCUCUAGUUGCAGCUGGCAUCAGCUCUCCCUACUUCUCAAACUGUAGGAGUAAUGGGAUUUUUAUGGAGCCAAAGGGAGUCCAGAUGAACGACUGUAAAGUGGUGAUCUCACUGGUGUGAUCAGUCUGCAAAACAUGUUUUUAAUCAUCUGAAAUAUCCACGGGGAGUCUGAAUCUACAACUCUCAGAGUAUAAAUAGAGGAGUCAGAGUUUAAAGGAUAUCUCCUUGUUUGGUUAUAAACAAGCAGAAAACUUUUUUUUCCACUAUAUGGACAAGUGUGGAAGUUUCUGAAACUAGAGGACAGCUGGACAACAUCGCCUUUUGCACUAAUGUGGUUCGUUAAGACUGAAUUUAAUUUACAGAUUCUAUAUUUUCAUGCAGAUGACAUGACUUUGGGCCUUCUGGUUUUUAUCUGUAGUCUGAAUACAGUUGUCCACUUGCGUUUCAGCAGAUGUGACUGUAUGCAGAAUAACAGUCUGUGUGAGGAGUACUAACCACAAUGCAAUCCAAGAUCUCAUCAACCAAAAUUUUAUGGUAAUUUAGCUAUAUCAGUCUUCACUUGGACAGUGUCUCCAAUUUCCAACUCCACUAAAACCGCUGAAGUUUUGAUAUGGACAAUAAACAAUGAUCCCCACAGACAAGGAAGUCAUGGGUAGAAGUCUUUUAUCACUUACCUUUGGCUACACUGGGGGCCUCAAAUAGUUGGCCAUCAUUUCCAGACGACAUAUAGUCAUCAAACAAAGGCCAAUGGAUUUCAAAAUUGUUAUAAUCAAGUAAGAAAAUCUACUUUUCUAGAAAUUAGGUACCUGUUGAACUGCUGUAAACCUUUCUGGCCAUUUAUCAUUUUACAAAAGACCUUAUGUGGAGUUAGUAUUUUAACUGUAAACUCUGCAAAAGGUUUCAUUUGCAGUCUGAUAGUUUCACACUGAAGUUACCAAAAGUUGAGGCUGCGAGGUGCUUUCAACUAAAAUGUUUAACAAUCAAUGAGCCGCAUUUGUUGUGUGAAGUGUUUCAGUAUCAUAAAGUCAAAAAAGUUUGGUGUUAGUAUAAACAAGUGUGAUAUUGGUAAUAUUGUGUUCAGGCAUUAGACAUGUUAAACCAAGGUCCUCACCCCUGCUUCAGUGGUUUCCUCAUUAUUUGGUUGGGGUGUUCGAUUGUCUACAGUGGUGGGAGAUGAAGAAAAUUUGUGGGGCUUCCCUUUGAUAGUUGCAGGGGCUGCUCUCAGGUGGUGGUGGUGGUGGUAGUUGUAUCAUCAGCCAUGGUGCCGUCUUUGCCGGCCUCCAGCGCAGCACCGCUAGAUUUCAGCUCCACCUCGGGGGUUUUAGGAGGAGCUGCUUUCGGAGCUGAGCUGCUGAUAAUUUCAGCAUGAUCCGGGCUGGAUUUGGAGUCCGGGCCGGGCUCAGGCGUACCAUUGGUAAUUGGUUCUGCUGUGGGUGGUUUGGGAAGCUCGGGUGAUGGUGUUGGGGCACACUUAGUUUCAGGAACAGGCGUUGUGGCUUUAGGAGUGGCUGGUUUAGGCUCUGGGCUUGGAGUUGGAGCGGGUUUUGGAUCAGCUGGACUCAAACCAGCCUUGGGCUCUGGGCUUGGUGUUGGUGUUGGUGUAGGUUUCUUCUCAGCUGGACUCAGACUGGCUUUGGGUUCAGGACUUGGGGUUGGGCUGGAUUUAACAUCUGCUGCUUUGGGCAAGUCCAAUUUUGUUUCCACAGGAGGAUCGGGGGUUUUCUUGGUCUCAGGGGCGGGGGAAGUUUUAGUUUCAGCUACUGGACUGGACUUAAUUUCCAAGGCUGGUGGAGCACUUGGCUCGGGUUCAGCAGCAGGUGGUGGGCUUGAUUUGGUUUCAGGGGCAGCAGAGAUGGUUACAGCCACAGAUUCAGACAUUGGAUCAGGGGCAUCAGUGUCAGUGUCCAGUGGAAGGGCGGUAUUAAAGCCAACGCCAGAGUCGCUUGUCUCUAGGUUACCGAUCCCGACCUCCUUAGAAGAAACCUCCAGACCCUAUAAUCAAGCAGACAACAAAGAACCGUAAGCAGCUUUGAACAACCAGACAGUUCAGCAGGAUUUUCAGAGGACUAAAAAAGGGUCAGGAAAGAUAGAACAGACAUACAAGGUAAUAUAAAGGUGCAUAAGGAGAGGAUUAACAGAGUAAAAUAUAGUACAACAAAAAUCGAAUAUAACAGGAGAAAUAAAGUCACAGCCCAGCAACAGUGCAGGGAUAAAAGGUCCCAAAUUUAGUUCAACAAAAGGCAGUGGCAAACAGAAGUUUAAGCCUUGAUUUAAAGAACUGAGAGUUGGAGCAGAUCUCAGGUUUUCUGGGAAAGCUGAAUUCUGCCUCUUCAUGUUUUUGUUUUGGGUAGUAAGAAAAGAGACAGGAAGGGUCUUCCCAGAAGACCUGAGAGAUCUGGAUGGUGGUUCAUAAUAUAACAGCAGGACAGAGCCGUAUGUCAGUCCUAAACCGCAUUCAGGGCUUGAUCAAUCAAAUCAAUUCUUUGUCACAAGGGAGCCACUGCAAAGACCUGAGACCUGGACUGAUGUGAUCCACUUUCUUGUUCUUAGUGAGGAGUCUAGCAGUAGCGUUCAGAAUAAGCUGCAGCUGUCUGAACGCAGAAAACAGUGUAAAAAUGGAGACAUUAUUAAAACCUCUCAAAGAUUGGUUCGAAGAGGGAGGUGCUUCAUGUUUUCUUACUUUAAUGUCCACUUCAGUGCUCUGAGAUUUCUCUGUGUUGUCUGCCUGGGAAUGCUUGGACUCCUCACUGAGUUUGGUGAUGUUUUUUACCACCUGUGAAGACACAGAGGGAGACGAAACAAAUGCCUCAAAGGAGAGCAGGACACACAUCAUUGUUACAAUCAUAAAUAUAAUGCUGCGUUCGAGUUACCUUGGAAAUCAGAAGUCUGAGCUGGGAAUGAUGUCACACCUGAGUUACCAGCGUUUCAGUUACCAAGUCGGAAGAAAGCAAAAUCGGAGGCUACAUCUAUGAAAGUUAUUUUAGCGCUUGCCUUGUCUGAAUAUAAGCAACGACAAGGCAAAUGCUAAAAUAACGUUCGUAGAUGUAGCCAUCUUGUUUCUGCCUCCGAUUUUGCUUUCUUCCAACCUGGUAACUGAAACGCUGGUAACUCAAGUGUGACGUCAUUCCCAGCUCGCACUUCUGACUUCUGAGGUAACUCGAACGCAGUAUAACCAUGUGAGUUGUGUUGUUGUCUCUCUCACCUGUCUGAAGGCCUCCCCCUCAUCCUCUUUGCCAGCAUUCUGGGCGAUCUUCUCCAGCGCUGCAGCUCUCUUCGCCCUUUUCUUCACUUUGAUCAGGCAGGAAAGAAGACACACCAGCAGAAGGAAAACCAGCAGGCCUAACAGGGCGAUGAUGGCCACAUACAGAGACUCCAGCUUGUAGGCUGCAUGAAGGCAUUGUAGGAAAAAAAAAGGCGAGAAAAGGACAGGAGUGGGAGAGUAAAUAAUUCAACUGACCUUUCAUUGACGUGUUCAAAUUCCAGAGCGUGAAUACAGCCGACAAAAGAAAGGGAUUAUUCUUUUGCUUUUGGCUACAAAAACUUAAUUUUUUGCAUUGUUAUGAUGUGACAUCAUCCUUUAUUAGGUGGGGCAUUAAAACUGUAAUUUAAUAUGUCUUCAACCUUCCUCAUACUUACGCUCUACGAUCAGGUCGAUCUGGGACACCACAAAUUCCAGCACAUCUUUAAUCUCAAACAGGCCCUCAUCUACACGGGUGACCUGGUCUAGAUAAACCAGCGAGCCCUCCAUGGAGAGACGAUCCUGCAAAUUCAGCUCCUCUUUGGCCUGGAGUGAAGACACACUUUUAAAUCAAUAGCUGUAAUUCAAGAGAAAAACAUGUCGACAGCACCUAUGACUGGUCUAAUAGAGGAAAGGAUAUAAGCACAACACAAACCAUGAAGGUUUUAAAUGUUUAAGCUCACUGAACCACACGCUGAAGCGACGGUGGCUCAUAAUGGUUUCAAUGUCCAGUGUCAGCAUUAGUAAGCUAUUAACAUCCUCAAGCCAUUAGCAGUAACACUUAAGAAAGCUGUAAAACUGUUACACACAUCACAGGUAGCGGUCUUGGAAAAGAGAGGAGAAAACCGACCGAGCGAGACCGAAUGACGAGGAAGAGGAAGGGCAGUAGGAAGGAGGGAUGUAAUGACGCAGGAUUUAAAGAGAAUUUCUUCAAAGAAUGUCAAAUAAAAAGUAAACAAGAGUUUUUUGGUACAUUGCAACAGACUGUGUUAAACUAUAAGGCUAUAUUUGUGCAGAUAGGAACUAGAGAAUUAACAAAGCGCUCGAAAUAUGUGAAACUAGAUGAUAGUUGAGCAUUACAGCAUUCCUUAGUAACCUUUUUUAACUCUGCUAUAUUAGACAGAAAAAAGAUUUUAUAUGUGGGUGAAAAAAAAAGAGAUUUACACUUGUGAAUUCUCCUUUCUCCAGCAGCAGACGGGGUGUGGGGUCUCUAUUGGGGGUGUAGUAGAGCUGGACCAGAGAGCUGUUGGGGAUCAGGUUGAUCUUUAGUUUUGUCCCAUAUGGCAGAGUCAAGAAGCUAAUGUGCCCUGAGACAUAGACAGAGAGAAGACAAGGGACAAGACAGGACACAUCAUAAAUACACCCCCACUCUGUGUAAGGCUCAUGGAUCCUCUAAAGUGCAUUAGUCUGCUAGAGCCCAUUAACGUUCAGGUCUUUAAAAAGCCAUUAUGACAGACAAGAGGAGCGUUACAACCAAAGAGGAAACAACAACAACAACAUCCUGAUGAAAGGUUCAGGUCGUUAAGAAAAGGUCAAGCGUUAGAGGGAGGGAGGGGGAAACGCGUGAUCUGUGCUCUCACCUCUGACUUUGAGACACACUUUCUUCUGGAUGUCACCUAUGGCAUCCCUGACCGUGUAGCUCCCUUGGUCUGCACCUGUGACAGUACUGAGGGUGACAUGGCGCUCACUGACGCUGAUUCGACCCUGGUAGCCGUCUCUGGACAACCCCGUGCUGGUUAGCAGUAUCAGAGCAGGUCUGCAUGAGAGAAAGCCAGAGAUUAUGUACCUUACUUAACCUUUUCAUGGUGAAACUGAGGCACGCUGUCACAGUACAUAUGCAUCAUAGCAGGAAAAUGUCAUUCCAAAGUGUUGUGGUGAAAAGAUCAGUAUUAUUUUGUGGACUCUACCUGGAUGUCUGGUUUGCCUCCACAGAAAGGGGCCUGUACUCCAGCGUGAUGGGUUGAAUUACCUCUUUUAUUGGAAUAUUUAAGUUGUCUCCAUAGAAGAUGAUCUGCUCGUGGGUGCAAUCUAGGAGUUAAAACAGGGUUGUAAACAGUUAAUUCCAGUGUUGUAUAAAGUACUUAACAAAUAUACUUGAGUUGAAGUAAAGAUACCUUACCAGAAAUGACUCAAGUCAAAGUAAAAGGGUAACACUUUACAAGAACCAUAACUUAGAAAUGGUGAAUAGACCAUUUAUAAAUGGUGAGCAGAUAGUCUAUUAAUGUUUAAUCAUCAUUUACAAAUAGCAUAUAGAGCAUUAAUACAUUUAAAUUUUACAAUUUUAAAAACCUAACCCUAACUUAACAAUAACCAUCUAAGUAAUGUUUAUAGGUGGUUUAUAGUCCACUUAUUAAUCAUUUACAAAGUACUACAAACAUCUGUUGCAACUUUACAAUAACCAUCUAAUGUUUAUAGGUGGUUUAAAAAACAAAUAUUAACCAUUUACGAAGUGCUACUGACACACAUUUUAAUCUAGAUGUUUUACAACCAAUAUUUGAACCCUAUAUAAACCUUAAUGAAAAUGAUUAAUCAUAAUUUUAUUGUUAUUAAUGGUAAAGUAACUAUUAACUUACAUUAAUAAACUAUCUUUUUGCCAUUUAUAAUUGGUCUAUAUGCUGUUUUUAAAUGAUGAUUAAACAUCAUUAAACUGUCUAUUUACCAUUUAUAUAUUAUAGUUAUUGUAAAGUGUUACCAGUAAAAGUCUCCCAUGAGAAUUCUACUCAAGUCGAAGUCUUAAAGUUUAUCACAUUCUCUCCGCUUAAGUAUCAAAAGUACUCAAGUAAAUGUACUCCAAGUAAAAGUAGAAAGUCAAAGUCAAAGUACAAAUAAAUAUAGACUUAAUUUUCAAGUCACUUAUGCCCAAAUAAGCACACAUUUCAGGUGGGCGCAAGCAACAGCUUAGAAAAAUAAAUGGACACACACACACACACACACACACACACACACAUACAAACCAACAAUCAGGAGAAACAAUAGUGCAUCCUCCUAUAGUCAAAGAACUUCGGACGCCAAUUUGGCACGAUGAGAACCAUCAAAACAGCCACUGGACAUUUAAGUGGGUGCAAGCAACUGCACAGCCUACAAGCGGCUGUGGACAUGCCCGGGCUUGAGUGACUGAUUGACGAUGAUCAAGCACAACGCAAAUCAACAUAAGGUAGAAGGGAAAAUGUUUUUUUCCCCUACCUGCUGUCAUAGUAACAAAGUAAAAAUAGUAGUCAUGAAGAUGCGUCCGUGAAAUGCAGUGGAGUUAAAAGUAUACUUUUAUUUUUAGAAAUGUAGACAAGUAAGAGUAACAGGCACACAAAAAAACUCCAGUAAAGUACAGAUACUUCAAAAUUUUACUUCAGUACUGAGCUUAAGUAUUGCUACUUACUAUAAAUAUGGUUUUUAUUCUGUUGGAAAGAGGAAACCACAAGGUGAUUUCUGCAGAUGGGAUAUUGCACGGUAUUUGAGUAAGAAGGAGAGGAUGUAUUUGCUUGGGGUGAUAUAAAAAAAUAGAAAUUAGAGUGCAAAAAGGACAGAUGGGGUGAAGGGGUGAGUGAGGAAGGGUUAGGAGGCAGAAAUGGCGUGACAGAUGUGGGGAAAAGGGAGCCAAAUUGCAGAGAGAAGAGCAGUGAUCCAAGAAUAUCAGAGGAGCUGAAAUGAAAGGGUAAGGACAAAUGAAACAGGGGGAAAAGACAGUAAAGACAAGAUAAAGACAGGAAAACAGCAGGGAGGGAGGAAGAAGAGAGGAGUGGAUUGGUGGUUAAAAAGCUGCAUAAUUACUGCCUGGCACUCAAACACACACACACACACACACACACGCACGCACACACAGACACACACACUUCACAGCACGCUACUCCCUCCAUAUGGUGCUUCUUUCAAAUAUUGCUACUCCACAGUGGUCUGUAUCCAUGCUGGGUUUGAGCCCACUCCUUCCUCUGUGUGUGACCUCCACGCACGUCUGUGUGUGUUUGUGUUUGUGUGUCUAAUCUCUUCAGAAUUACUCGACAGAGGCCAGAGUCUGUGCUGCUGAACCUUGUAGCGCUCAAGAGGACAAAAAGGAUGUGUAACACGGAGGUUGAUUCUGCUGCUGACUGAAUGAUUAAAGCGGGAGAAAUGACAGCUCUUACACAGCUCUGACGCUGACUCCAGAUCAGAUUUAAGAGGCUUAUUUCUCAGGGGAGGGGAUUGUAAGGCUGAUGGCAGUCAGAAGAGGAUGAAAUGUUCAGAUCCUCUUCUCUUAUGGAAGUAACAAAACCACCAAUAAAACAACUGAUUACCUGAAAAAAAAUGUAGGCACUUAAAGUCCCACUCCAAUUUUUGUAACUAUUUAAGAGUGUUAUCAGUGAUUAUGAAGUUUUUAGCCAAAAUCGAGUUACCUGUGUCAUUUUCAAGGGUUUUUCUUCUACAGAGCUCCAGUAGCUCAUUAGCGAUUCACCUCUGAGUCGUGGGCGGAGACAGCGCUGCUCUGCACACUUCUCCUCGAGUUAGUUUGCAGCCUAACAUAGCUGGUGUAGUAGAGGAGGCACGUAACAUAGGAGCUAUUCAGCUCUCAGACACUAAUGUCUUUAGGGACACGAUGAAAGUUAAUAUCAUAAUUAGCUUUCUUACAAGCAAUUCAGUCCGCUAAUGAACACGCUUGCUCCGUGAUCGCCCUCUCUAAAUCUCUGAGUAUGGCCUGCAUAGCAGGGCUCCAGGGGCGGAGCUUGGCUUAGUUAUGUAAAAAAUCUCACUGUGUCUGAUCCUGCCGUUUGGGUCUGCCAGAGAUUCACAGUGAUUUAAAUGUAGAAAUACUCAGAAAUGUAAUUUCGCACUUCUUUAAAUCAUGAUAUAUUCUCUAGUAUCAGAAAAAUGCCAUAUGAACAUGUAGACAACAAGAAAAACAUGAUUCUCAUCGGAGUGGGUCUUUAAAGUUUUAGUUCAUCAGUGAAAAUAAUCAUUUAUUGUUAAAAUGUACCAAAUAUUAAAAAUUGAAGCGCUCAAUGCAGGAACGUGGCUGCUCUUGGUAUCAUAUUUCACUGACAGAAACCCAACUGGGACCUUUUUUUCUUACUCUUUCUCUUAAGGUGUCAAGAUGUCACUCGGCAUCACUUCAUCAUCACCAUCCCUUAUGUUUCAGUCACUCGUGUAUCAUCCUCACCUCUGACAGUAAGCUUGAUGCGUUUGACGUUCUCUGGAUCUUCUAGAUUCUUUAUGGUGUACACACCCUCGUCCGCCUCACCCACGGCGUCUAUAAUGAGGUGGCUGAGUUUGACGUUGACUUUGGCGCGACUGUUGACCACGAUGUCACCGCGCAUCAAGUCCACUUCAGGCGCCCGGGUUCUGUCUUUGAACGUCACCUCCAUUGAGUGUGAGGGCAGCAUGAUGUGGAAAUCCUCCCCGUGGAAAAGAAUCAGUUCCUCCGCAUCAACUGGAUUAGAGGAUGGAAAAAUGGAGGGGAGAGCAUCGAAAAACACAAGAGAGGGUAAGAAAAGUUCAAAAAUUUAUAAUUGAUGAGUGAUGGAUUCAGAAUUUUAUAUUACUCACUGGUAGACUGAAUCUUACCAUUUACAGGGGCGGACAGAGCUGCAAACAAGACAAGGAGAAUAAAUUAUAAACAUAUAUUUUUAUCAGUGUAAAUGUAUGAACAACCUGUUUUUCUUUCCCGACCAGCAGGGGCGGGUCCAGAUCUUUUUGAAUGGGGGGGGGG
Messenger RNA from Xyrichtys novacula (pearly razorfish), 18030 nucleotides. Lineage: Eukaryota; Metazoa; Chordata; Actinopteri; Labriformes; Labridae. The record is from the annotation of a GenBank genome assembly.